Cynoglossus semilaevis (tongue sole) is the source of this 11551-nucleotide messenger RNA. RefSeq names its product protein sidekick-2-like. The record is from RefSeq and is a predicted model, not a curated record. The transcript is spliced from 45 exons. Lineage: Eukaryota; Metazoa; Chordata; Actinopteri; Pleuronectiformes; Cynoglossidae. Gene Ontology annotation, biological process: synapse assembly; homophilic cell-cell adhesion. Gene Ontology annotation, cellular component: synapse. Gene Ontology annotation, molecular function: protein binding. The coding region runs from base 2841 to 9635 and encodes 2264 amino acids.
CCACUGCAUGCGAAUGAGACUGGAGAGCAAUCUGCUGGCCUAAGAGCCUCAUAAUCAGCACAUCAUUAUCAGGAGGGGGCUGGUGCAUGGGGUGGCAGCGGGCUGAGGAAAGAGGAAAUAAAGGGAGGGAGCAGAGGAUGACACCAAAUGAGCCCCUGGCAGCAAGGAGACAUUAUAACACGAGGAAAAGGAAGCACGUAUUUGUAGAGCAAAGGCCGGGGGAAUAGAUUCACGGUGGAACUAUAAAGGAGCAUAAAAAGAACAGAGAUACAGAAUGACGCCUAUGUUUUUUUUUUUUUUUUACCUGGCUAAUGGGAAACCGGAAGCCUUUAUUGUUGGCGAAUACUACUGUCGGUCCUCAAAACUCCCAACACCUCGUAGUGCUGAUAUACUAUUAGUUCUUAGGGAGAGACGCCUGAUGACAGCUCUUUGAAGUUGACCUUGAUCUCAUGCAUUUUCCAAACAGAGCUCAAAAGGAGCACAAACAACAGAGUGAACAUCUCACAGCCCACAUGUCCUGGGUUUAUUCAUGUGCACUCACUCUCUCUCCUGCAUGUACUUCAACCUGCCUUUUGUUUACCAUCAAUGACAGGGAGAGGCGGCCUGAUGGACUGAGUGUUUAGAGAAGAUAACACAGUGUCUGCCAUUCAGGAUAAUUCCUGUGUCGCCUGUUUAAAAUAUGUAUCAGUGUUCACUGCUGAACUUCCUGUGUUCGUGUUUCGUAGACAGCAAAGAACAGGUUAAAGUAAGUUAUAUAUGCAGAUUAAAACAAUACUUAGAAAAACAUUUCAAUUUAUAAGGGAGUCAAUGCCAAAGGUCCAUAUACUGAUACACACAAUGAAAUCUGUCCUCUGCAUUAACUCAUCAGAUGACUCCUUUGAGAGCAGGGUAUGCUUUCAGAAGGAAAUGAGUGCUGUCUCAGCACACCCCAGCCGGCCACUGCUGGAUUGGAACCUGUGGUUGUAUGCCCAAAGCCCAUACCUCCAGGGAAGGAACUGGAAAAUAUCAGGAAAAAUAGGAAAUAUUUUCAUUACACGUAAAUUGGAAAAACUUAGCCUGAAGGAAUUAUUAAAAUGUUCAAGGGUUUCUGUAAGGGGUGUCCACACUUUUUUUGGUUUCUUUUGACUAUAUGUUCAAAUGACCAGGCUAAAGUGAUCUACCUACAGUAUAAUAUAAUUAACUUUAAUUCUUAUUGCUCAUGAUCUACUCCUGCUCUAAGGAUUUCAGGUGUUGAUGUAGCAGUGUCUUAGGCACCGUCUGAAAACUCCUAGAUACAGUUCUGGGUUAGAGCGUGGAGGUGCUAGGGUGAUGUGAAAACUUGUACUGUAUCUCUACUCACUAUGUGGCAUUGUGUCAGCGUACUUACCACAGUGAUGUGUGGAUCUCCUGAAGCUGAGACUCAAACAUUGAUUCGUUUACUGCAGUUGGUCAGUGAAAGUUCUUUCCUUUGUCAAAAUAAAUUCACAUCGAAGAGCAGACUGAGCAGAUUUUUAAAAAAUCAGUCUUUGAUCGUGACAAUCGAGAUGAAAUUUUAAGUGUCUGUGAUUAAUCAUUUUGGAAGAAAUUUGAAAAACAAAAAACAUAUUCAACAUCAAUUGGACCACAGGAAAAUUACAAACCAAAUAAAACAGCUGUAUGCUUGUUUUUGGAGCCAUUUUCCACCAAGCACUGAAGUAUCUUUUUUUUUUUUUUUAAUUUUUGUCUUAAUUUCGACUCUUAUUCCUUGACAAAAAUUCUCAGCAUCCACAGAUUUCUCUAUUCUUGAGAAGUGGACAAUUAUGUUUAGCAUUAUGACUUCGUCUUUUUUCUUUCUUUUUUUUCAGCUGCAAGAGGAGCUAGUGAUGGCAGGUCUGGGACAACAUCCAAACUAGGCAUUGAAACGAUGAUCUUCUUACUGUAAGGCAAGAACACUAACCACUCCACCAUUUCCCAGUUAUUUUGGUAGGAUCAUUUGAGAGGGUUUAAAUUCAGGCUAUGUCUAUUGAUUCAGGAAAAAUGUGGGUCCUGACUCCUGAGGCUGCAGCCCUUGAGAAUCACCCGUUCACCAAACAAGGCCCACAGCCUGCAGCUUACUUUUAAUUUGCGACCCACUUCCUCUUCCUCCGCCAAAGUAAUAUAUUACAGCAGAUAUUUUCCCAGUAAAAACCUAAAUGUCAUCAGGUAAAUCUGAAAUCCAGUUUUAACAUCAGUUUCCUCCUUAAAGCAGCUGGUCUAAGUGGACGUUCUCUACCUCCACCUGCCGCGUGGUGGCAGUAGUGCACAGUGUACUUGCCCGUACUUGGGUUGCGCUCAUUGUCGGGUCCACGUAAGGAUCGAUACAUACACAAACCUGCUCGAAUGUACAGUGAGUUAACAGACUAAAACUACUGACACGCCUUGAACUCAAAAUAUUUAUGAGGAAAUGUUUUUACAACCUGUCGGGAGAUGCAGACUGAGUGUCCGCACUUACAAACAUCAUACACACUCACACACACUCACACACAUAUCCCCACGCACACACUCCUGGCACUCAGACCUGCUGCUGCUGCUGCUGCUCCUGGUCACAGUAGGGGAACAGAGAGGUGGAUGUGCAGAAGUGGUUCGAAACCCAGAAAACUGAAGUGUGUUCUUUCUGUGGACGCUACAAACUCAACGUCACUGUGGACAUCUGUGAACUUGCAGAGUGCGCGUUUCUACAUGUUUAACUAGUAUUCCCCAGUGCGUGUUUGUUAUAACGCCGUGGUGAGAAGGUGAUGUCAGUAAUCCGUCUGGCUGCGCUUGACAGCUGAGCAAAUUCAAUUGGACUGACUCCGCCUUGCUCCUGCGAGACUUGUCCACAGGCUUUCCAUAGUACAGCGUGGAUGCCUGCAUCCCUGCCUGACUCCCUGCGCCUGUCUCUCCUCCAUCCACACUCAGCCAGCGGUCUGACGCACAGGACCAUCUCCAGCCCGGACUCUCAGCCUGGGAGUGUGCGGUCACAAAGCAACAUGUUCCCGGCGUGGAGACGGCGUGGAAUGCGCACCGAGGGCGCAGCGGUUGCGCCGCCGCGGACCGUGAUCAUAGCCGGGCAGGUUGGACAGGUGUGGGUCUCCUGUUGGAUUCUGCUGUCGGCCACUUGCAUCCUAAGCGCUUGGGCUCAAGAUGACGUGCCACCUUACUUUAAGAUGGAGCCUCCACAGACGCAGGUUCACCUGGAGGGAAACCGCCUGGUUCUCACCUGCAUGGCAGAGGGCAGCUGGCCCCUGGAAUUCAAAUGGAUCUACAACGGCACUGAACUCACAAGGUUCUCUUUGGAGUACAGGUACCUCAUCCCCACACUGGACCGAUCGCAUGCCGGCAGCUACCGCUGCAUUGUGAGAAACCGAGUGGGAGCAAUAAUGCAGUGCAGUACUAUGGUGCAGGUUGCCUACAUGGGUGGUUUUGUGGAGGGGGAGAGGUUUCAAACUGUCUCCCAGGGUGAGGCCGGGCUCAUCCGCGUGUCACAGAUCCACAGCUUCCCCAAGCCGCAGAUCACCUGGUUCAGAGAUGGGCGUAAGAUUCCUUCCAGCAGCCGCAUUGCCAUCACUCUGGACAACACACUGGUCAUCCUCUCCUCUGUGGCGCCCGAUGCUGGCCGUUACUACGCCCAGGCGGUCAAUGACAAGAAUGGAGAGAACAAAACCAGUCUGCCCAUCACUCUCAUUGUUGACAAUGUAGGAGGACCUGUGGACACGAUUGCCCCUUCCAUCAUCAUCCCCCCCAAGAAUACCAGCGUCACAGCAGGGCGAAACGAAGCCAUCCUGGAGUGUGUCGCCAAUGCAAGACCCCUGGUCAAAAUGAGCAUUACAUGGAGAAAAAAUGGCGUCGUGGUCAACACAGGCAUCCGUGAUUUCGGCCGUAGGUUGGUUUUCACUUUUCCCGCGGUCAGUGACAGUGGUUACUACGAGUGUGAGGCGGCACUUCGUGGCAGCAGCCUCCUGUCCGUCACUGCUGGGGCCUUCCUGCAUGUACUUGAGUUCCCUCUGUUUGUCAAAGAACCACCAAGUCACAUCAGUGCAGAGAUGGAGAAAGUGGUGGACAUCCCCUGUCAGGCUCGAGGCACACCACAACCAGACAUCGUGUGGUACAAGGAUGCCGUUCCCAUCAGCCCAGUGAAGAUCCCCAGAUACAGAGUGUUGGCAGGAGGCAGUCUACAGAUCAACGGUCUUCUGCCAGACGACACUGGGAUGUUUCAGUGCUUUGCCCGUAAUCUGGCAGGAGAAAUCCAGACAAACACCUACCUGGCUGUUACUAGUAUUGCUCCCAAUAUCACCAUUGGUCCCUCCGACUCGGCCGUGAUUGACGGCAUGUCAGUCAUUUUACACUGCGAGACCUCAGGAGCCCCGCGGCCAGCCAUCACCUGGCAGAAAGGUGAACGUGUCUUGGCCAGUGGCUCGGUCCAGAUGCCCAGGUUCACACUGCUAGAGUCUGGCAGCCUGCUAAUCAGCCCUGGCCACUUAUCUGAUGCUGGUACCUACACCUGCAUGGCCAGUAACUCCAGGGGCAUCGACGAGGCUUCAGCUGAUCUCGUGGUCUGGGCGCGAACACGCAUCACUAAACCGCCACAAGACCAGAGUGUCAUCAAAGGAACUAAGGCUGUCAUGACCUGCGGUGUGACCCACGACCCCAGCGUCACUGUGAGGCAUUUAUGGGAGAAGAGCGGCUCGGCUAUUGACGUGAACAGCUCACCUCGCUUGCGGUUGGAUCCAGACGGGACCCUGCACAUUUCCCAGACGUGGUCGGGCGACAUCGGAACAUACACCUGCAGGGUGACCUCAGUGGGUGGCAACGAUUCCCGCAGCGCCCACCUCCGAGUCAGGCAACUACCCCAUGCUCCAGAAAACCCAAUAUCAGUUUUGAGUAUGACAGAGAAGAGGGCCAUCAACCUCACAUGGGCCCCGGCCUUUGAUGGAAACAGCCCUCUUAUCCGCUACAUCCUGGAAGUCUCAGAAAACAAUGCACCUUGGACAGUACUGCUGGCCAACAUUGUGCCUGAAUCCACGGGGGUAACUGUCGGUGGUCUCAUACCCGCUCGUUCAUACCAGUUUCGCCUGUGUGCUGUCAAUGACGUGGGCAGGGGCCAGUUCAGCAAGGAAACUGAUCGACUGACUCUCCCUGAGGAACCUCCCAGUGCGCCCCCCCAGACUGUCAUCGCGAGUGGCCGCACCAAUCAGUCCAUCAUUAUACAGUGGCAGCCGCCCCCUGAGAGUCAUCAGAACGGUCCUCUACAGGGCUACAUCAUCAGGUAUUGUCUGUCUGGGCUGCCGGUGGACUGCCAGAUGAAAAACAUCACCAACCCAGACCAGACCAGCCUGCUCCUGGAGGACCUCAUCAUCUGGACCAACUAUGAGAUCGAGGUAGCGGCCUAUAACGGAGCGGGCAGGGGCACCUACAGUCACAAGGUUACCGAGUGGACGCUGCAAGGAGUUCCCACUGUGCCGCCAGGAAAUGUACAAGUAGAGCCUGUCAACUCCACCACCAUACGUUUCACCUGGAGUGCCCCGAGCCCUCAGUUUAUUAAUGGAAUAAACCAGGGAUAUAAGCUGUUGGCAUGGGAACCCGCCCAUACUAAUGUGGUCACCAUGGUUACAGUACGACCCAACUUCCAGGAUAGCGUCCAUGUGGGCUACAUCUCUGGCCUCAAGAAGUUCACUGAGUACUACACGUCAGUGUUGUGCUUCACCACCCCAGGAGAUGGGCCCCGCAGCCCAGCCCAAUGCCUGCGCACUCACGAGGAUACCCCUGGUCCUGUGGGACAUCUUAGUUUCACUGACAUCCUGGACACCUCACUAAAAGUCAGCUGGAAAGAGCCACUGGAGAAAAACGGCAUCCUCACAGGCUACCGCAUCUCCUGGGAGGAGUUCAACAGGACCAAUACUCGGGUCACCCAUUAUUUGCCCAACCUGACUCAGGAAUACAAGGUGACGGGGCUCACAGCCCUCACCACCUACACCAUCCAGGUAGCAGCCAUGACCUCCAAGGGACAGGGGCAGCUCUCAUCCUCCACUAUCUCCUCUGGUGUUCCGCCAGAGUUGCCCGGUCCUCCCACCAAUUUAGCCAUCUCCAACAUCGGCCCUCGCUCCGUCUCUCUGCUGUUCAAACCCGGUUAUGACGGCAAGACAUCAAUUUCCCGUUGGCAGGUUGAAGCUCAGAUCAGCAUUAUAGGAGAGAAUGAAGAGUGGUUGUUGGUUCAUCAGCUGGCUAACGAGCCUGACGCUAGAUCACUGGAGGUCCUCGACCUCAAUCCCUAUACGUACUACAGGUUUCGAAUGCGCCAGGUCAACAUAGUGGGCACCAGUCUGCCCAGUCAACCCUCCAGGAAGAUCCAGACCUUACAGGCCCCUCCAGACAUCGCCCCCGCCAACGUCACCCUGCGCACCGCCAGUGAGACCAGCUUGUGGCUGCGCUGGGUGCCUCUUCCAGAGUGGGAGUACAACGGCAACCCGGAUCUUGUUGGCUACCGGAUCCAGUACUCCAAAGCUGGUUCUAAAGGUGGAGUUCUCUCGCAUGUCAUCAUGGAUCGACUGGAGAGAGAGUUCACCAUUGAAGACUUAGAAGAGUGGAUGGAGUAUGAGGUCAGAGUCCAGGCCAUCAACGGGAUUGGUUCAGGACCCUGGAGCCAAGCAGUCCACGGCAGAACCAGAGAGUCUGUGCCCUCUAGUGGUCCGACCAAUGUGUCAGCCUUCGCUACGACCUCCAGCAGCAUCCUGGUGAGGUGGGGAGAAGUCGCUGCAGCUGACCGCAAUGGACUUGUCUUGGGAUACAAGGUCGUGUAUAAGGAAAAGGACUCGGACAAAGCUCCUGAUUCCUGGACAGUGGACGGGAACACCAGCCACAGUGUCCAGCUGAGUGGUCUGGGCAAAUACGUCCUGUAUGAGAUCCAGGUCCUGGCGUUCACACGUAUUGGGGAUGGAAGGAGCAGCACACCACCCAUUCUUGAGAGAACCCUGGAUGACGUGCCAGGACCUCCAGUCGGCAUCCUGUUCCCUGAAGUCAGGACCACAUCAGUCAGGCUCAUCUGGCAGCCUCCUGCACAGCCCAAUGGAAUCAUCCUGGCCUAUCAGAUCACGUACAGAAGAAACUCCUCAAAUAGCAACGCUGCCACCGUGGACGUGCUGAGCCCCAGUGCACGACAGUACACAGCGACUGGACUGAAGCCAGAAACGGUUUAUGUUUUCCGCCUCACUGCUCAGACACGGAAAGGCUGGGGGGAAGCAGCGGAGGCUCUGGUGGUCACCACAGAAAAGAGAGCUCGACCUCAACCCACAAGUCGUCCUGUCGUUCCUCAAGAGGAAGUCCAGGCACGCAGAGUGCUUUUGUCCUGGGAACCCGGCAGUGACGGCCUGUCACCGGUUCGGUACUACACGGUCCAGUACAGAGAGCUGCCUGACAGUAACUGGACUGUGCAUUCAGCUUCAGUCAGCCAUGAGACCAACUCCUACAUCGUGGACAGGUUGAAGCCGUUCACUUCCUACCAGUUUCGACUCAAAGCGACCAAUGACAUAGGAGACAGCGAGUACAGCCAGGAGAGUGAGGCCAUCACUACACUACAAGACGCUCCAGACAAAGCACCAACAAUUCUGUCUGUCACACCUCACACGACUACAUCUGUACUGGUUCGCUGGCAGCCUCCCUCUGAGGAUCACAUAAAUGGAGUGUUGCUGGGCUUCAGGGUCAGGUACCGUGAAUUACACUACGACCACCUACGCAGCUUCACCGUUCGCGCAGGUCCCUCUGCCAACUGGGCCGAUCUCACGGCUCCGUACAGUGUCAGGAAUUUAACAGAAUCCUCGCUUACUCAAUAUGAACUGGAUAAUUUGAGCAAACACAAACGCUACGAGAUCCGACUCAGUGUGUACAACGCUGUCGGGGAGGGUCCGAGCAGCGCCCCGCAGGAGGUGUUUGUUGGAGAAGCAGUCCCAACAGCGCCCCCACAGAAUGUGAUGGUCCAGUCCUCAACAGCCACACAGCUGGACGUCACAUGGGACCCUCCUCCUCUGGACGCUCAGAAUGGAGACAUUCAAGGAUACAAGAUUUACUUCUGGGAGUUUCAGCUGCAGAAUGAGACGGAACGUCUGCGCACUCUCUUCCUGCCGGAGCUGGGGGUCAAGAUCAAAAACUUGACAGGCUACACUACCUACCUGAUCAGCGUGUCAGCCUUCAACGCUGCAGGGGAUGGCCCCCGCUCCCUGCCCACCAGAGGGCGCACUCAGCAAGCGGCCCCCACCGCACCUGGCUUCAUCCACUUUGGUGAACUGACCACCACUUCGGUCAACGUGUCCUGGGGAGAGCCCAAACAGGCCAAUGGCAUCAUUGAAGGCUACCGCCUGGUUUAUGAGCCCUGCACGCCUGUGGACGGUGUCAGUAAGAUCGUGACAGUCGAUGUAAAGGGCAGCACUCCCCUCUGGAUGAAGAUCAAAGACCUGGCUGAUGGCGUCACCUAUAAUUUCCGCAUCCGUGCUAAAACGCUCACUUAUGGCCCAGAGGUCGAGGCUAACAUCACCACUGGGCCCGGAGAAGGAGCCCCGGGCCCUCCAGGGGAACCAUUUAUUUCUCGUCAUGGCGCUGCCCUCACACUUCACUGGACAAGUGGUGAUCAAGGUCGUUCACCCAUCACGAGAUACGUUAUUGAAGCCAGACCCUCCGAUGAAGGGUUGUGGGACAUCCUAAUCAAAGACAUUCCUAAAGAGGUGACAUCUUACACACUUAACCUGGACAUGCUGAGGGAAGGGGUCACCUACGACUUCAGAGUGAUUGCAGUCAACGACUACGGCUACGGCUCUCCCAGCGCUCCUUCCCCUUCAAUAUCAGCCCAGAAAGUUUCUCCAUUCUACGAGGAGUGGUGGUUCCUGGUGGUGAUUGCUCUGGUGGGCCUCAUCUUCAUACUCCUCCUUGUUUUCAUCCUCAUCAUCCGCGGCCAGAGUAAAAAAUACACCAAGAAAGCGGACGCAGGCAACCACUCCAACUGCACAGCACUUCCGCUGACCCACGGAGAAAUGGUGCGUCUGGACGAGGGACGCUUCCCCGCCCUGGAGCUCAACAACAGGCGCCUCUCCAUGAAAAACUCGUUUUGUCGCAAGAACGGCAUCUACACACGAUCUCCGCCAAGACCCAGUCCUGGGAGUCUGCACUACUCAGAUGAGGAUGUCAGCACUAAAUAUAAUGACCUGAUUCCGGCAGAGAGCAGCAGUCUGACCGAAAAACCCUCUGAAAUAUCUGACUCUCAGGGCAGCGACAGUGAAUAUGAGAUGGACCAGAGCCGACAGAAGACCCACUCCUUCGUCAACCACUACAUCAGUGACCCCACUUACUACAACUCCUGGCGGCGGCAGCAGAAGGGUGUCUCCCGUCCGCCAGCUUACGGCUACUCCCAGCCGGAGCCCCUGGUGGAGCAGGAGUCCCGGCCGGCCCCUCCGCCCGUGCCUCCUCUGCCCCCCCUGGUCCCCCAGAGCGCCCCGUCCCCUCAUCCACAGUGCCAAGGCCAAGGCACACUGUUCAGGCCUAAGGGAAGCCGGACUCCCACCCCCUCCCUGCUGUCCUCUGAGCCUUCCAGCCAGCACAGCACCCUCUACCGCCCCCCCAGCAGCCUGGGUUGUGCUGCUCAGACACCCACCGCGGGGUUUUCCUCUUUUGUUUGACACACAGCUCUCCUUCCAAUAACAACAGGACCCUGAGGAGGAGACUUUGAUUUUGUUGUUGUUGGUUUAUUUAUACUUUGCACAUUUCCUGAUUAUCUCCCAAACUUUGAUUUAUCCACAGAGAUGUUGCUCAAUAUGAAAUCAUUGCCGGCCUCUUGAGUAGUGCUUUCUUCUCUGUUUGAGUGUGAAUGUGUGUGUAUGGUUGGUCAGUCCAUGAUCUAUAUAUGUAUAUUUCAAGAAAAAGACAAUCAUUUGAGCAUUCUUAUGGGUUGGUCAUGUAUUAUAUUUGAAGAAAAUGUUUAAAAAAGAACCUGGAGUUCUAGAAGAUGAUUCUUUGUUUAACAAUGUUGUCUUAAUGUUUAAUUACAGAGCUUUAUGGGAAAACAACCUCCUUUACAACAGUAGAUUACAGACCACUUAGCCUGUUGAGACUCGAUAGUGAAAAAUCACCUCUGAUUGAAGACCUUAAAGUUUGAGAGGGACAAACUCAGUCAGAAGUGGACUCUGUCCUGGAGUGGAGUGGUCUUUGUGACGAUCCCACGUUUUACGACUCCAAUCAUCCUCAGUCGGAUAAUGUGUGUUUGUGUGUCUGUGUUACUUUCUGCAGCAAAAACUGAUUCACAUCACACAGGUGGGAGACGUGCACCAGGAGGGAACUCAGAAUCAGAGGUUUUGCUCUAAAGUCUGCUGUACUCUGUCCGACUUUGCCUUGGCAGGUGUGUGAACUGAGUUGUGUUCUCCGAGGAACCACAUCACGUGUUUACUGUACGUACUUGUAUUAUAUGGUUUACCAGAUAUUUAUAUAUCGAUCAGCUUCAAGCCCAACAUUUUCAGAACAUCACCUGUGACAAUGUUAUGAAUCAUUAAAGCAUUGUGGCACCUUUACUGUAGUCUGGACCAUGUGUCAGCGAAAUAUAAGACUUUUGCCCAAAUUGUAAUAACAACUGACUCACAUAAGGGGAGAUGUUCCCUCACUUUUCUGUGUCCUUCCUCUAGAGGUUACCACAGGUACUACUUCCUGUCAACGUCUGUGUCAACUUCUGUAGAUACAGUACAUCCAUUUCCUAUUUACAGUCUGAUUGUAGAGUGCUGUAUAUAAUGACACAUGUCUGAUACCAACGAUGUGAGACGGUGACGGUUCAACAAGAAGUUGAAGUGUGUUUGUCUUUGAGGAUGAGGAAGAAAACUAGCUACUUUUAAACCUUUUAAUUCAUUUCUAGGCUAAUUUUGUCUUUUGUCUCGUCAAGCUAACUCGUAGCUAUGUUUUCAUGAUUAGGUUGGUGUGUUUUUUGUUUAUUUACUAAAACUUUGAGUUUUUUUUUUUUUAGUAAUUUCAUCUAGUGUGUUAGCUCACUUUUCAUUUUGGGUUAAUGUCUUACGGUCUCAUGGCUAAUGUUUGGCAGUUUUUUUUUUGUUCAUUUUUAGGGAAUCUUUUAGAGCUAAUUCACUACAUUUUUAAUUUCUAGUUACCAAUAGGUUCCCUUUUAUUUUUGUAUUGUUGAUUUGUUCUUCCACUUUCAAGUGAAUAGCCCUAAUUAUGGCCUUAUAGUCUGGCACAUGUUCACUCCUGGGUCACUGGCUGGUCACAGUAUAGCCAAAUGUCAGGUGUACAGAGUCCAGGGAAAAGGAAGGGGGGUCAUUUUAGGUGAUGUGUUGAAAAUAUUUCGUAGUCAUUCCUAUUUCUAACCUUGGAACCGCGUACACUUACACUAUUAAGGUGUUUUUAUACCAACUUUCAAGUCAUCUUGUGAAAGUCGAAUGGGUCAUUGCUGUAUAAAUGUAGUUGCUUUAUGAAGUUCAGAUUUAUCAUCUGUCAAACUCCCUAUGUAAAUAUACAUAAAUAUGUACAUCAUUGACCUAUUCACGGUGGCACUCUCAGAAUAAAUUCUCUUUCUAAUCAUAUAUUUCACCUGAAU